AUGUCGGCCGAGGACGUGGAGCUGCUGCGGAGCCUCCUGGCGCGGACGCUGGGCCUGGGCUCGGAGCCGGCGGAGCGGGUGCUGGACGAGCUGUCGCUGCCCGGCGUCGCCCGGUUCGUGCAGAGCGGGCGGUGCCGCCGCGUGGUGUGCAUGGUGGGCGCCGGCAUCUCCACGGCCGCCGGGAUCCCCGAUUUCCGCUCGCCCGGCACCGGGCUCUACGCCAACCUGGCGCGCUACGAGCUGCCCUACCCCGAGGCCAUCUUCGACAUCGCCUACUUCAAGGAACACCCGGAGCCUUUCUUCGCCCUGGCCAAGGAGCUGCUUCCAGGGCAGCUCAAGCCCACCGUCUGCCACUACUUCAUGCGCCUGCUGAAGGAGAAGGGGCUGCUCCUGCGCUGCUACACCCAGAACAUCGACACCCUGGAGCGGGUGGCGGGGCUGGAGCCCGAGGAGCUGGUGGAGGCGCACGGCACCUUCUUCACCUCCCACUGCACGCGGGCCUCCUGCCGCCAGCCCUACGGCCUGCACUGGAUGAAGGCCGCGAUGCCGCCCGUAGCUCCCGGCCCCCCUCCGCCGCCGCCGCCGCCCCGCCGCCGCUUGGGCGCCCGGCGAUCAGGCAGCGCGCUGGCCCGCUACGUCUCGGUGCCUGCCGGGGUCCUGCCUCCGGAGCCCGUGCGGGGAUGUGUGGGAGACCCCGCGCCGGCCGCCGCUCAGAGCUCACGGCACUGUGCGCCCCCCGCCUCCACGUUGCACCCCCGUCUCUGCGCCGUCGGCACCCCCAGACCCUCGCCGCCCACGGUGCCCUGGUGA
Cygnus olor (mute swan) is the source of this 810-nucleotide messenger RNA. RefSeq names its product sirtuin 2 (gene SIRT2). Gene Ontology annotation, molecular function: NAD+ binding. Lineage: Eukaryota; Metazoa; Chordata; Aves; Anseriformes; Anatidae. Bases 1 to 810 code for a protein of 269 amino acids. The record is from RefSeq and is a predicted model, not a curated record. The transcript is spliced from 8 exons.